GUUACCACACCUCCAUCAGUACCCGGAGACUAUCUCAACUUUUUUUCUUCCUCUAGAAAAGACUCCUUUGUGUGUUACUCUAACGGAGAGUGAAGGACCGUCCUGAGACCCAGAAACAAAGUAAGCGGUCACCAUGAAGCUGGCUACAAUUCGCAGUGUCUGCUGUAGCGUCCGCGUGCGUGCUUCCCGUUCAGGAAGCAGAUUCAGCGGCAUGUCGCGUGGAUGUCUCCCGGUUGGAACGAUAAACAGCCGGUUAACCCUUCGGACUGCUAGCACCGUUACUAGCAGCGGGACGAGCCCGACUUUAACUGCAAACUUCGGGAAACAACUCAAAGAGGAUGAUUGGUCUGAAUGCAACAGAUCAGUGGGGGAAGUAGUUCAGAAUACGAAGGAGGCAAUUGCAACACUGCAAAGAAGAAAUCCUGGCAUCCAGCCCCUGUUAGUCAUUUUACAGGCAGGUGAAAAUGGCAGCAUGUUGGAAAUCAAUAAAAAAGUAGCUGGCAAGAUUGGCUUGAAUGUCACUCAGAUUUGUUUGGCAAAGAAGUGCAGUGAAGAUGAAAUAAUAGAAGAGUUGCUGAAGCUUAACGAUGACCCCAAGGUGCAUGGAGUCUUUCUCCACCUCCCCACAUCCUGCCUCACAAGUCGAGUGCUCAACACACUUAAGCCAGAGAAAGAUGUUGAUUGCAUUUCCAAUUUGAAUAUAGGCCGCCUGGUGAGAGGAGACGUGAGCAAAGGUUUUGUACCACCGGUAGCAAGUGCUGUUUUGGAUCUGCUGGGAAAACAUGAGGCUUCUUUGAAAGGAAAAUCAGUGUUGCUGGUAGGAGGACAAGGACCACUCAGGUUGGCCCUACAGUGCCUGAUUGAAAGAAGUGGGAUGACGGUUCAAACAAAUCAUUGGAACUCAAAGACCUUGAAGACACAGGUAAUGCAGGCUGAUGCUGUGUUUCUUUUAAGUGUCGGAAACAUGGACAUUCCGCCAUCCUGGGCUCGACCAGAGACUGUCAUCAUUCACUGUGAGUCGGCCUUGGAGCCAGAUGAUGACCUCAUUGACUUGCCCUCAACAUCUGGAUUAGCAUACCUCACAGCUGCCUACAGAGCACAGAACGUGACACAUGGCUGCUGUCGGUGGCUCCAGGAGCAGCAGUACAGACCCUGGGAUCUGUACAGCCAUAAACUUCAACCAUUAAACCCUGUUCCAACUGACAUUGAGAUCUCAAGGGCUCAGACACCAAAACCUGUAGCUCAGCUGGCUGAGGAAAUUGGUUUGCUGCCAGAGGAGCUUGAAGCUUAUGGGAGGAACAAAGCUAAGGUCCAACUCUCCCUCUUGGACCGCCUCCACUCACAGCCUGAUGGCAAAUAUAUUCUGGUUGCUGGCAUAACACCAACUCCAUUUGGUGAAGGUAAAACCACAGUGACUGUAGGUCUGGUUCAGGCUUUGUCUGCCCACCUCAAGCUCAACUCCUUUGCCUGCCUUCGACAACCUUCUCAAGGACCGACCUUUGGAGUUAAAGGGGGAGCUGCAGGAGGAGGUUAUGCCCAGGUCAUCCCUAUGGAGGAGUUCAACCUCCAUUUGACUGGUGACAUCCAUGCCAUCACAGCAGCUAACAACCUGCUAGCGGCAGCCAUCGAUGCCAGGAUGCUCCAUGAGGCAACGCAGUCUGACAAGUCCCUGUACAAUAGGUUGGUUCCUUCUGUAUAUGGAGUUAGAAAAUUCUCUCCCAUCCAGAUCUCCAGGCUUCGGCGUCUUGGUAUCAAUAAAACUGAUCCCGCCUCUCUUACACCAGAAGAAAUCAGCAGCUUUGUGCGGCUUGAUCUUGAUCCUUCACAAAUUACCUGGCAAAGAGUUGUUGAUACAAAUGAUCGUUUCUUGAGGAAAAUCACAGUGGGACAGGCAAGCACUGAAAAAGGACAGAUCAGAGAGACUGGUUUUGACAUUGCAGUAGCCAGUGAGAUCAUGGCUAUUCUGGCCCUCGCAGAUAGCCUAAAGGACAUGAGGAACAGAUUGGCCCGCAUGGUGGUGGGAUCAAGUCGCUCUGGAGAACCUGUCACAGCGGAGGACUUGGGUGUAAGUGGUGCACUUACAGUGCUAAUGAAAGAUGCUAUCAAGCCCACACUGAUGCAGACCCUGGAGGGUACACCAGUGUUUGUCCAUGCUGGGCCCUUUGCCAACAUCGCCCAUGGCAGCUCCUCAGUGCUGGCAGACAAGCUGGCUUUGAAGUUGGUUGGACGGGAUGGCUAUGUUGUGACUGAAGCUGGGUUUGGAGCAGACAUCGGGAUGGAGAAAUUCUUUAAUAUCAAAUGUCGGGCGUCAGGUUUGAGGCCCAACGUGAUGGUGCUGGUUGCAACUGUUCGAGCGCUGAAGAUGCAUGGAGGUGGCCCAAAUGUGUCAGCUGGUGCUACUCUUCCCAAAGAGUAUAUCGAUGAGAACCUGAGCCUUGUUGCAGGUGGUUGCCAUAGCAAUCUUAAGAAACAAAUCCAGAAUGCUCACCUCUUUGGGGUUCCUGUAGUGGUGGCACUAAACGUUUUCAAGACAGACACUCAGGCAGAGAUUGACCUAGUGUGUCAGCUCGCCAAGGAGUGUGGUGCUUCUGACGCAGUGCCGUGUCGGCACUGGUCGCAGGGUGGGCGGGGCUCUCUAGAGCUGGCCAUGGCGGUGAAAGAGGCAGCUGGCAGACCCACAAAUUUCCAGUUCCUGUAUAAUACUGAGAUGCCGAUCCUGGAGAAGAUCAGAACAAUAGCCCAGAAGGUGUAUGGAGCUGAGGACAUUGAUCUGACUCCAGAGGCCAGCAGCAAAAUAGAUUACUACAAUCAACAAGGUUAUGGAUCUUUACCCAUCUGCAUGGCCAAGACUCAUCUCUCCCUAUCUCACAUGCCUGACAAGAAGGGCACACCCACUGGAUUUAUUCUGCCAAUCAGAGAUGUCCGUGCAAGCAUCGGCGCAGGCUUCAUUUACCCACUGGUGGGAACGAUGAGCACAAUGCCCGGCCUGCCCACCCGCCCCUGUUUCUAUGACAUAGACCUUGAUCCUGAAACGGAGGAGAUCACCGGCCUUUUCUGAUCAACAUAGAUAUUCCUGUAGGUUUCGUCUCAUUCAAUUUAAGCUAACUGAAUCAGCAGCUGCCAGGUCAUAACCAGCUGAAAUCUUUACAUUUCAUUUCUUACUCUGUCUUACAAAAGUGUUAAUAACCUUUUGACAUUUUUAUUGGCUUGCCACGUUAAAUUCAGACAGCAUUGUGUUAAAUUGGGCUGUUAAGUGAUUAAUCAACACAAAGUAAGGCAGAAAUUAACUCAUAAUUUUUUUGACAAAUGAAAGUCUGAAAAAGUGUGCCUUGUAUCAUUUACAUGUAUUUAUUAAGAGCUAUCAGAAGAAAUUGAGAAAAAUGAAUCAUAUGACAAAUAAUGUAUUAUUGUUCUUUGAAUUAGCUAAAACUUUACAGACCAAAAACUUUGCCUUGCCUGAUGGCCUGCAACACUUUUCAGAUUUAUUAUUGUAAGUCACUUUGAAAGCUCAUUUAAUUUCUUUCAAUUCACUCUGUUCUGUUAUUCUCUUGCUAAAAGUCCCAAUUUAAAAUCAAGAUUAUUGUUGUAACUUGACAAAAUGUGUAAAGUUUUUUUUUUGUAUUUUAUUACUUUUAUUAAGGUUUGCAGUUUAUAAAAGGUUUUCCUGCCUCAUCUGGAAUGGUUUUCUUGCUACAUUUUGUUUCUUUGUGUUUCUAGGUUUUUUUCUCAGGAUCCAUCACACUCUACUAUACCCUGUACGUUUGACUCGCUGUGAUGACUUGCAUUUUCUCAAAAGGCCAACACUCCCACAGCUUUUAAAGUAGCCACACAUUACAGCCUUGUGCUCAAAUGGGGCUAAUUUUUUUAUUUGAGAGCACAUAUUGACCAAAAUACCUCAGGAAUCAAGCUGUUACACAGGCAGUCAGUGUGAGCAGAUAAAAGCUUAAUGUGGUAACAAUCCUGCAGACUCAUUUCACCUAAAUAGCUUUAAAUUAGAUUGUCACUGUGGCUUCAGGAGUAGCAAAUCAAACAGGAGCUCUUGGAAUCAUUUGUUAUUUUAGUUAACCCUCCUGCUAUGUUCGUUUCUGCAGUACAGCAAUAAUGUUCCUGGGUCAAUUUGACCUGUGGAGUGUUUAAUCAUCCAACAGUGUCAGAAACCCAAAAAAAUUCCUCCAAGACAUUUUUAUUAACUCCAUUAUUAACCAUUUCAAUCAAUAUUUGUGCAAUGAUGUAUUGUAUUUCUCACAACUAAAGGAUCAAUUAUGACAAUUUACUCAUUUGGACAUAAAAAACCAGCAGACAAAAAAAAUAAUUAUCCUUGAAAUAGAUUUUUUUUAAUAUUACAUUUUGAAUUGUUUUUCAAGUGGUGGUCUUUAUAAUUGAACUUGAGACACUUAUUCUGUUCUGGGUCAAAUUGACCUGCUGAUUCAAAUCAAGACAAGUGAGUCAUGCGGAGAGUAUUAAUGUUUUCCUCCAGUUCUGCUGAGUGUCAGAGGGAGGUCCCUGUCGAAGGCUGCAUAAACAUCUGCUUUCUCGCAGUUUCUUGGUGAAGUAAAGGGAAUAGUGAGAAAGUAGGCUUGUGUGUGGUGAAAUAUAGUUCAUAGCUGCAAGGAAACAUAGAACUGGACUUUUAAAAAAAAUCUUUUUUACCCUUCAACUUGACUGCCGGAUCAAAUUGACCCAAACAGUAUCUAUGUAAAAAGUAGAGGCGGGUUCAAAUGUGUAAAAUGAAUAAAUUUUAAAUUUAUAUCUAGAGUCUACCUAUUUAAAAUAAUAGUUUUAUGCAAAAAACAAAAAAACUUUCAACUAUUUUAAAAAACUUUUUAAGCUUUAAAACGGGUCAAUUUGACCCGCAUCAUAACAGGAGGGUUAAAGCAACAUAUUGUGAAGAGUCAAAUGUAUUUUGAAUUCUUGGUUUAUGCUCUAUUUGCACAGCCAAAAAUCUACAGUCAUGCCACAUACUCAUACUUUACUAUAUAAGCGUUAAUGCCACUGACUGUCGAUGGUUUCAAAGUAUUACGAUUUGGUUUCAGUCUACUUGAUAUUUUUUUUUCCCAUUGUCCUUCUAAUGGUGCUAACACUGUUGCAUUUUCACUACAAUGCUCGUGGAUGAACUAAAACUUGACAAUUGUGUUCAUGAUUGUUGUAUGUGUGAUGGCUGUUAUUCAAAUCUUUCGUUUUUGUCUUUUUUUACAUAUUAGUGUCUUUGUUAUUUAGUUUUGCUUAUUAAUGUCUUCUUGGGGUCUGAAAUUAAGCAGAAGUGGGAACUCGGACCCUUAUUUAUAGCCUGUUAUACGAGUUGAAUUUAACUCAGUCGGCUGUUCAGGUUUAUUGGACUUAAACAUGGCUUUCAAAAGCAGGAAUGGUGUUAAAUAUGUUUUACUCCAACAGAUGUAUGUUUAACAUUUUCAGUAAUCACUAGUGCCUUUCUAAUAAAUCUUUUAUUG
This is a messenger RNA of Gambusia affinis (western mosquitofish), 5447 nucleotides long. It is a transcript of the gene mthfd1l, whose product is annotated as methylenetetrahydrofolate dehydrogenase (NADP+ dependent) 1 like. Gene Ontology annotation, cellular component: cytosol. The transcript has 27 exons. Gene Ontology annotation, molecular function: ATP binding; methenyltetrahydrofolate cyclohydrolase activity; methylenetetrahydrofolate dehydrogenase (NADP+) activity. Bases 134 to 3058 code for a protein of 974 amino acids. The record is from RefSeq and is a predicted model, not a curated record. Gene Ontology annotation, biological process: tetrahydrofolate interconversion. Lineage: Eukaryota; Metazoa; Chordata; Actinopteri; Cyprinodontiformes; Poeciliidae.